AUGGGGCCUCUAGCAUGGAUAGUGUUCUUGUGCAUCGUCAGCAGUGCUAGAUCGGGUGGCGCGAUUUUCGACGAAACUGAUUCUCCUACACCAUGUUCUGCUAGCUUCUCUGGAUAUGCUCUCGAGAUACUCAUGGUAAAGCUAGACCACAUGCAGCAAAGUGUUCUGCAACUACAGAUCGAAUUGGCCAAGCAGCGGGAAGAGGUUGCGCUAAGCCAAAAUGACAGCAAGGCGCACAUGACCGUGGGACUAGACAACAUGCAGCAAAGUUUUCUGGGGCUACAGAGCGAAUUGGCCAAGCACCGGGAAGAAGCUGCGCAAAGCCAAAAUAACAGCGAGCCGCACAUGCAGCACUGUUUCUUGGAGCUACAGACCGAAUUGGCCAAGCACCGGGAAGAGGCUACGCAAAACCAAAAAGACAUCCUCCAAUCGAUGCAUCGAUUGGAGUAUGAUGUUGGACGCAACUUUACUCGCCUACAGGACCGAUCAUGGCAGAUCUUUGCGCUACAAGCUACGCAUACUACAAUGAAGACCAAUCUUCAGUCAUAUGUGCCCUAUCGCUCGUGCAGUGACAUUCGGAAUGCACAGUCUGGGGCAUAUAUUAUCCAGCCGAACGAUGAAAGCAACCCUUUUAUGGCGUACUGUCACCGGGAUAUGGAGGGUGGAAGCAUCUGGUUGGUGAUACAGCACCGAUUCGAUGGAUCGCUAAACUUCUAUCGCAACUGGAAAGAGUAUCGGGAUGGUUUCGGUAACAUUGAGAAGGAGUUCUGGAUCGGACUGGAACGACUAUAUCAGCUGACAUCAGGGCGACCCCAUGAACUGAUGGUUGAGCUGAGAGACUUUAAGGGAAAUUAUAAAUUUGCACUCUUCGCAGCAUUCGAGAUCGGCAGUGAAACCGAACAAUACAAUCUGAAAACCCUUGGAGCGUACAGCGGAACUGCAGGGGAUUCUCUGUCACAUCACAAGAAUAUGAAAUUCUCGACGUACGAUCGUGAUAAUGAUGUAUGGAAGGAAGUAAAUUGUGCUGUAAGAUUUGAGGGUGCCUGGUGGUACAGAGACUGCUAUCGUUCCAAUUUGAACGGGCCAUACAAGAAUAUAGUAGAUUAUACAUCGAUGAACUGGUACCACUUCAGCAAUUCCUAUGAAGGACUGAGCUUUUCAAGAAUGAUGAUCCGACCAAAAUGA
This is a messenger RNA of Anopheles cruzii, 1185 nucleotides long. RefSeq names its product fibrinogen-like protein A. The transcript has a single exon. The coding region runs from base 1 to 1185 and encodes 394 amino acids. The record is from RefSeq and is a predicted model, not a curated record. NCBI's taxonomy places the organism in Eukaryota, Metazoa, Arthropoda, Insecta, Diptera, Culicidae.